Molecule: messenger RNA, 1638 nt
Organism: Argiope bruennichi
Lineage: Eukaryota; Metazoa; Arthropoda; Arachnida; Araneae; Araneidae
Exons: 2
Coding region: 155-715 (186 amino acids)
Source: RefSeq, a predicted model, not a curated record
AGCAGACCGAGAGGUUAGUUCCACUUUCGCUCUUGCCGCGUUCGAACGCAGACGACUCGUUCCCUCGCGCAGUGGAUACGCUUUUAUAAACACUCAAGUGUUUGGCGAUUAUUACAUGGUUAUCUACUUGCACACUGCUGAAUAAUAUCUCACCAUGAAAUUGAAAAUCUUGAUUCCCUUCCUGCUUCUUUUGACUUUAGUAAAUGGCCAAUACAGAAGCUACGACUGGAGAACUUCGAGUAGAAUUCAAGAAUGGCCAAAAUUCAGUUCCCUUUCGUCACUUGAACACCAAGCAGCUACCGAAAGCUAUCCUGUAAAGGAAGAUUUCAGGAGAUAUCCUGAGCCUUUUCCUUACCUCGACAGUUCUUUCUCUUCUGAUUUCCAAAACGUGCCUUAUGUGGAUCAAAGCAUCUCUGUGUCCUAUGAUAGUUACGGUGAACAACCUCGUCAACAACUGAAUAUGACAACCGUAAGAAUUGGUGGAUUUGCUGGUUCAGGUGACACAAGAGGAUAUGGUGCCUAUGAUUUCCCCAAGAAUAACCACCCAGAGCCUUUGGAUCAUCCAGAACCAGAACCGUAUGAUGAUAUUCCUGAUAUUCCUUUAAGACGUCCAUACAUGCAUCGCGAGUUGAAGGAUCUGCUGAGAAUCAACAGAAAUCACCAUUCAAGACAUCCUGAUCCAAUGCUUAUCCACCCACUGCCACCCCCGCUGUAAUGGAAAGUCUGCCAAGUUGGUUGCCAAAGUUACUCUCACAAACGCCAAUUUAAAGACACCAUUUAGAAGUUGUUAUUGUCAUUUAUGUAAAUGUGGAAUCAUUAGUUCAAAUUUGCACCAUGUCUUUUAUGGAAGAAAAUUAAGGGUUUGGGCUCAUUUUUAUCAGAAUGGCUUUCGAAAGCAUAAGAAUCAUCUUUACAAACAUGUAAAAAUCUUCUUUACAAAUAAAUGUAUAAGAAUCUGUUUUACGAAUACACGCAAAUUGCCUUCAUGAAAACACAAGAAUAUUCUUUACGAACACAAGAAAUUAUCUCAUAAAUACAUAACAAAGAAUUAACAAAGGAAUCUUUUAGAAAAGAAAAUUAAAGUAUGAAACUGUGGUAUGGUUCCAACGCUUGAGGUUUCAUUCUUAAUAAAAGACAUUGUGUAAAUAAUAGUUUAAGAGAAAAAUUUAUAUAUAUAUAUAUUUGUAUUAUUUCAAAUAUCACAUAUGUAUUCGUAUAUUUGCUGUUAUGCACUCUUAUUCAUGGAAUAUUACUUUCUACCUGCUAAGUUAUUACAUCGGAAUUAAUGCAAGCUGCUGAAUAAUUAAAUUAAUUCUGUAAAACAAUAUAAAGAAACUUUUCAAAUAAUGCAACUGUAAUCUAAUAUUAUAGUACCAUUUUUAUUGAAAAUCAGGAAUUAUUUUAUAUAAAAUGGUAAUUAAAUAUAAAAUAGGAAAAUUAAAAGAAAUUUGCAUUUUACAAAUCUAAUAAUUACAUUUAAUGCUUGCUUGAUUCGUAGAAGUUAAAUAAAAUUGUGCAUUCUUACGAAUUACUAUUUUCUAAUUCUUAAGCUAUGUGCUAAUUUUAAUAAGAUAAUUCUAUAAUCAAUAAUAAUUCAUAAGAAUUACUGUUGAUUGUCAGACAAAUAACUUUAUUUUG